This is a messenger RNA of Yamadazyma tenuis ATCC 10573, 765 nucleotides long. RefSeq lists its product as uncharacterized. NCBI's taxonomy places the organism in Eukaryota, Fungi, Ascomycota, Pichiomycetes, Serinales, Debaryomycetaceae. The record is from RefSeq and is a predicted model, not a curated record.
CCCGCCGGAAUCAUCAAACACAUGAAUGGCCACCGUCAGAUUGCUCUCGUGGAUUACUUGGCCGUGUACUCUGACGUCAGCCUCCGCCAAUUGAACCCAAAAUCUGUUCACAUAUCGGCUGUUGACGAAAAGUCCAUGGUCCUCAGCUACGAUUUGACAUCUUCUGCUAACCAAAAACACACAUUUAACUGGCACGACAUGGACGAAAACGACCACAUUUCUGUUGCUUCUAUGAGCGAUAUAAACGCCAAAUUGACUGCUAUGGCCAAAUACGCUGCUGCAAAGCAGGGGGUUUCGCAUAUUCAAGUAACAGCAUAUCCUAAGUGGGACUGGAUUGCAACUGCUUCAGUAGCCAUCUGGAUGAUUUGUUCUUUAGGAUGCUACUCUCCAGACCUCAUAAAAAUCAAAAACGGCCCAAUUGCUGGGUUUUGUAAACUUAUUCUACCGGAAUUGGUACUCCAACUGAUGGGAUUUUGUGCCAACCACUGUGGAAGCAUUCUUGUGGGCACUUUGGUGCUUCAUAGCAUAGAGACACUCCUUCUUGUGGUUCCGAGAGUGCGCAAGUAUAGAGUUCCAUUGCCUGAACGGGUGUUAUGGUACUUUUUUGGUCUUCUAGAUGGAAACUUUACUGUUCAGAGGUUCGAUAAGCUAGUCGAUUCUGUUGCUUUAAGCACAGGUGUAUUUGAUAUAUGAUGUAUAUAUGAUAAACGAUGUAAGAGGUAUUCAGAAUAUCGUUAGAAAUUUGCAAUCCUAAAUUUGGUUAAA